Messenger RNA from Myotis brandtii (Brandt's bat), 2412 nucleotides. It is a transcript of the gene SLC22A16, whose product is annotated as solute carrier family 22 (organic cation/carnitine transporter), member 16. Bases 497 to 2284 code for a protein of 595 amino acids. NCBI's taxonomy places the organism in Eukaryota, Metazoa, Chordata, Mammalia, Chiroptera, Vespertilionidae. Gene Ontology annotation, cellular component: membrane. The transcript is spliced from 7 exons. The record is from RefSeq and is a predicted model, not a curated record. Gene Ontology annotation, biological process: transmembrane transport.
CCCUUGCAUCUGGGUUUUCUGCCUUUUGUGUCUGUAUGCUUCUUUUUCAUGCGUGUGUCUCUCCAGCUGUGUGCACUGUAUCUACAGGUAUGUUGUCGUAGAGGGGUCUUAGUUUGGGCACCUGGAUGACACGUGAUGGAUAACAGGCUUUGUAAGGGACAGAGGGAUAUGUUAGAAUACUAGACACCUAAGGAGGUAGGGUUUUGUUUUUUUUAAGAAGUUAUCCUUGCAAAAGAGAAAGGAAGGUUUAAAUGGAAAGAAUGCUCAGGAUCUUUUGUAUUUUGAGCACUUCCUUACUUUCUGAUAUUACAAGAUGCUCCAGGUUUAGUUUGUAUUCUCCCCCUCCUGCUCUCUUUUGCCUGGUUUCCUUUAUUGGAGAAUGGUAUUUAGAAAUCAAGAUCUGGGCACUGGGUAUGCUUGUUGCUAUUGGGGUUUCAUUGCUUCUAGGCCCUCUCGACAGAGCUAUGCACAUAUGCAUACAUACUAACCUGUGUAUAUGGACAUAUCUAUGAUUGUUCUGUAUUUAUCCAUUUGUACAUAUGUUAAGGUAAACAUGAUAAAGACCGUUCAUAUUUGCUUAUGUUCUUUUUUUAGUCCAUAUAUAAUAACUUGCUUUUCUUCUCUUUUCAGGUACCAGGUAUUUCUCUAUUUCACAGUUGCCUUCCAGAAUAUCUCUUGUGGUGUCCACUACUUGGCUUCUGUGUUUAUGACCGUGCUCCCCAGGUAUGCCUGCAGGCCCCCAGGCAAUGUGAGCCGGGUUCUUUUCCACAAUGUUUCUGAUUGGAGGUUGGAUAACAUCUGGAAGCUGUCUUCCUCAGGCCAUGAAGAGCAAGUUGUAGUGCAGCUACAGGACGGUGAGAUCUGGGAGCUCAAAAGGUGUAACAGGUUCCGGAGAGAUAACUUGUCGAAUUUGGACUAUAAUUAUAACGGCCAUAAAAGUCGUUUUCCUUGCUUGGAUGGCUACAUCUAUGACACAAGCAAAUGGGACAGCACCGUGGUGACUCAGUGGGAUCUGGUCUGUAACCGAGAAUGGUUUGCCAAGCUGAUCCAGCCUACAUUCAUGGUAGGAGUCCUGCUGGGAGCGCUGAUUUUUGGCUACCUUUCUGACAGGAUAGGAAGACGACUUGUCUUGUGGUCCACAAGCAUUGGCAUGUACUUCUUUGGCAUAGCAGCGGCAUUCACAUUGGAUUAUUACAGCUUCAUGCUUGCACGCUUUCUUCUUGCUAUUGUUUCAAGCGGCUAUCUCGUGGUGGUGUUCGUCUAUGUGACAGAAUUUAUCGGCAUGAAGGCUCGGACGUGGGCAUGCAUCCAAGUGCACUCCUUUUUUGCUAUUGGAACGAUGGUGGUGGCUUUGACGGGUUACUUGGUCAGGACCUGGUGGAUCUACCAGAUAAUCCUCUCAACAGUGACUGCCCCCUUUGUCUUGUUCUGUUGGAUGCUCCCGGAGACUCCUUUUUGGCUUCUUUCAGAGGGAAAAUAUGAAGAAGCACAAACAGUGGUUGAUCAGAUGGCCAAGUGGAAUAGGGCAGGCACCUUUAAGCUGUCAGAACUCUUAUCCCUGGAUCUAUACAGUCCUGCUGAUAAACAGUCUCUGUACGCUAAUAAGCACAGGCUAUUAUAUCUGUUUUAUGACUACAAUAUUGGAAAAAGGACACUUACUGUUUGGCUGAUUUGGUUCACGGGGUGUUUGGGAUACUAUUCCUUCUCCUUGAAUUCUGUUAAUCUAGGAGGCAAUGUAUAUUUAAACCUCUUUCUCAUAGGUGCAGUGGAUAUUCCUGCCUCCAUUGUGUUGUGCUUCGGGAUGGACAUUCUGGGGAGAAAGAAAGCUCUGAUCACCGCCCUUUUCUCAAGUGCAGUUUUCUGUGGUUUGAUUAUGGUGAUUCCCUUGAAGUACUAUUUUUGGACUAUGGUGACAACUAUGGCUGGAAAAUUUGCCAUAGGAGCAGCGUUUGGCCUCAUUUACCUUUACACAGCAGAACUAUAUCCAACCGUGAUAAGGACACAGGCCGUGGGAAGUGGCAGCAUGGUGUCCCGUGCGGGAAGCAUCAUGGCCCCGUUCUCCAUUAACCUCUCCAGCAUUUGGAUCUUUAUACCCCAGUUGCUUAUUGGGUGUUUGGCCUUUGUGAGUGGAAUUCUAACAUUCCAACUUCCAGAAACCCUCCGGAAGCCUCUGAUAAGUACUUGGGAGGAGGCUACCACACCGGAUGCAGAAAAAGAGAGCAGUUCAGGCAAAUUGUCUCCCACAACCAGUAACACCGAUGCUGGACAAACCAGAAGUGAUUAAUUCAGGGGGUUCUGGUUUGGCAAAUGACUGUGCUAUGUGUGCUGUCUAGCACCUGAAAAAUUGUUUACUUUACUGCCUUUGUAUUAGAGGAAUACUAUUCUCAUUUCCUGCAUGUCAUUUUUGUCUUU